Molecule: messenger RNA, 728 nt
Organism: Cyanistes caeruleus (blue tit)
Lineage: Eukaryota; Metazoa; Chordata; Aves; Passeriformes; Paridae
Source: RefSeq, a predicted model, not a curated record
AUGUGCUGCUCUCCCAUCGAGUUUUGGGUGCAUUCUGUUCCCAGGUGGGUUUCUCAAGGAUUGCCCCCAGAUGAGCUGUCUGUCCAGAAUGGCAUCCUGACGACGUAUUCCAGCCGCUUCCCGCUCUGUAUUGACCCGCAGCAGCAGGCAUUGCAUUGGAUUAAGAAGAAAGAAGAAAAGAAUGAUCUGAGGAUGGCUUCCUUUAAUGACCCAGAUUUCCUGAAACAACUAGAACAGGCUAUAAAGUAUGGAACCCCUUUCCUGGUGCACAGUGUUGAUGAAUACAUCGACCCUGUGAUAGACAAUGUCUUAGAGAAGAAUGUCAAAGUUUCACAGGGGCGAGCAUUCAUUGUCCUGGGGGACAAAGAGAUUGACUAUGACAGUAACUUUAAAAUGUACCUGAACACCAAGUUAGCAAACCCAAAGUAUUCUCCCUCUGUGUUUGGCAGAGCUAUUGUUAUCAAUUAUACAGUUACACUCAAGGGCCUAGAGGAUCAGCUGCUCAGUGUCAUUACGGGUUUUGAAAGGAGAGAAUUGGAAGAACAGAGAGAACGUCUCAUCCAGGAGACAAGUGAAAACAAAAACCUGCUGAAAAAUCUGGAAGACACUCUCCUUCAUGGACUGUCAACUUCCACAGGAAACAUGUUGGACAAUGUGGAAUUGGUGGAAACCUUGGAAGAGACAAAAUUCAAAGCUACUGAGGUACCAGCUCUGGGCCAUUUGGAAGG